CCUUCCCCGCAGGAAGAUUUGUCCGCAUUUCGUCCGUAUUCACAACACACGCCUGCCUGACGACUAAUGGAUUGGAAUGAGGUAUAUGAGGGCAAAGCUCGAGCUGUGGAAUUAUUGUUGCACACUCAUUGUCCCGCACAGAAGUAGCCUUCCCAGAAGCUGAACAACAUAUUACGAGGUUCCAAGCGGUCCUACACAUCAGCGACUCCAUUCAACAUGUCGCAAGCUACAAGAGGGCCUCCGUAUGCUCCUACUACGGCUGGUCUUGGUGGCCAACCCACAUUAAGCCUCGACGUACCGCUAUGCGCGGUAUUUCUGUUGCUCUACCUCUGCUUUGGUACCGUGAACGCCACGAUCUUCGUCCGGAACCUGCGGCGGGGCCAUAAGUUCCUGUUCUCAUGGUUCCUAGUCGCUUUCUGCCUGUUGCGGAUAAUAACAUGUGCUCUCCGCAUCGCCUGGGCCACGGAACCGAGGAACAUCCAAGUCAUCAUCACCGCCAACAUCUUCGUCAAUGUCGGCAUCAUCUUCGUCUACGUCAUCAACCUAUUCUUCGCCUAUCGCAUCCUGUGUGCGAGACAACCGGAGAUUGGCUGGAGUCGGAUCCUGCAUUACGGCCUGGUCGCACUUCUGGUUGUUAUGAUGAUCGCCAUUUUCCUGUUGAUCAGUAUGGUGGUAUUCUCGAGCUACACUCUAAGCAGCUACUACCUGAGAGUGGCACGCGACUGUCAGCUUUUCGGCCUGACAUACUUUACCUUUAUCGUUGCCAUGGCACCAGUCAUUUUGGCCACUUCCUACAUCCUACCGAAGUCCUCGACUCCACAGCAUUUCGGCAAAGGCGAGAUGCACCUCAAGUCGAUUAUUCUUGCGGUAUCUUGCGUGCUCUGUGCCCUCAUCGCCGGCUUCAAGGCUGGCGUGACAUGGAGCCAUCCGCGACCACGCGCCGAUCCGGCGUGGUUCCAUUCGAAAGCGUGCUUCUACUGCUUCGGGUUCAUGCUUGAGAUCAUUAUCCUGACACUGUUCUUGGUGGCGGAGAUCGAUCAGCGCUUUCACAUUCCGAACGGUAGCACGAAGCGGAGAUCCUAUCACAGUCAUCAGGUAGAAGAAGCCGAGGUGUUCGAGAGCAGGCCGGACACUGCCCGGGAAGCGAGCGUCGAGUCGGCGAUGUCGGAAAAGGAGUCAGUAUGAGCGCAGAGGAUGGACUAUAAGGGCGAAGUCCGGCUCGAGAAAUGGUGUGUAGCUGCAAAAGCCUGGCACAAGAGAAGUCUUUAUCAAGUGUCGAUGUCCAGGGCAGGAAUCCAACUCCUCGUAGUGCCAAUGCAAUUAGGGUCUCCCAAAUACCCGUACAUCUCCAUGUAAUGA
Molecule: messenger RNA, 1359 nt
Organism: Baudoinia panamericana UAMH 10762
Lineage: Eukaryota; Fungi; Ascomycota; Dothideomycetes; Mycosphaerellales; Teratosphaeriaceae
Exons: 2
Coding region: 217-1185 (322 amino acids)
Source: RefSeq, a predicted model, not a curated record